This is a messenger RNA of Amoebophrya sp. A25, 999 nucleotides long. The record is from the annotation of a GenBank genome assembly. Lineage: Eukaryota; Dinophyceae; Syndiniales; Amoebophryaceae.
CAAAAGCGCGAUCAAUGACGCCCUAGUAUAGUUACCUUGAGAGCAUUCUUUUCUUGUAGGAUUGAAAAUUGAGGCCAGAUUGGAGCUUAGGUGUGCAGAUAAAGAAGAUUUAUUUUGACAAUAGAAGUUUUGUCACCCUUUCACUUUCCUCGCUGAAGUCUUAUUCCUUGCUGCAAAAAGCAGACUCCAUCUUCUCCUCCCAGUUUGUACGCGGAGAACCCUCGCCCAACAAUGCUCAGGACCCACGAAGGGAAACAGAAUAUCCGACGAAGGUACUGACCUUUUGGAGACUGGGAGAAUACAAACAAGAAGCGGAGGAAAAGCUUCAAGACAAGAUGUUGCGCUUGAACAGGAAGAAGACGGAGAGCAUGGCGAAGAGAGUAAUAUCGGACAAGUAUGACAUUGGGUAUGACAAUGAGAUGGAGGUGCAGGGUUACAAGUACACACAGCGAAACGAAAAAGAAACGGUUAAAACUUACGUUUUGAUUUUGUCGUCAUGGUGACGUGUUUAAAAAGUGCGCACAGUCUUUCAAAUCGAUUUUGUUCUGUUUAUAAGUACUUCCUUACUCAGAAAACCGGUAAGAGUAAGUAAGAGUAAUUUUGCUUGUACUAGCACUCAGCCAUGCAGCUACUAGCGACAAAAUCGAAGAUUGACUUAUUCUCCUUCCUAUGAUUACUGACUCGGGCAACAGUGCUACAACUUUCAUAACCGUACUUUUCAAACACAAACGCAAACUCAUCUAACGCAUACUCAAUCUUUUACAUUGAUUCUCGUCAUCAUCUAGGUGACGGCUUCGAGUGUCUUGGUAAAUCUGUUUUGCAAAUAUUUGGUGCACUACGUGGCGGACGCAUUUCUAACCAGAGAUGAAGAAAGAUACGACUACGAUGGAACGGAAGAAGAGGCAAAGCUGAUACUCAACAGUAAGAAUCUCAAGAGCGUCACUCUGGAAGCGGUAAUCAGCGUCAACAAAAUGGAGGGGGGGCAGUACACACAGAGGC